Trichosurus vulpecula (common brushtail) is the source of this 1923-nucleotide messenger RNA. It is a transcript of the gene MICU2, whose product is annotated as mitochondrial calcium uptake 2. Gene Ontology annotation, cellular component: uniplex complex. Lineage: Eukaryota; Metazoa; Chordata; Mammalia; Diprotodontia; Phalangeridae. Gene Ontology annotation, molecular function: calcium ion binding. The record is from RefSeq and is a predicted model, not a curated record. Gene Ontology annotation, biological process: mitochondrial calcium ion homeostasis; calcium import into the mitochondrion.
AGUUCCUCGAUCGGGAGGCAGUUAAAGUCCUCGCGCUGACACUUCCGCGAACAUGGCGGCAAGUGCGCGGAGAGCGGCUUUAAUCGCGAUUUGGAGCAGCCGUCUGCGUCGUGGCCUCGCCGAGGGCCGGCAGGCGCUUCCCCGGCCAGGCCCUGUGGCUGUGGCUGUAGCGGGGGCAGCGGUGGCAGGAGUAGGGGCUGUCUGGUACAAGGGACGCCUGGACCUCCGAGCGGGCGAUCGCCUGACAGUCUUUGCGCAGAAAAAUGACAGUGAUAUAGUGGCAGAAAAAUUGCCCAUUCGAAAGCAGCGCUUCAUGCAAUUUUCUUCACUGGAAUAUGAAGGAGAAUAUUAUAUGACACCCCGAGAUUUCUUAUAUUCAGUAAUGUUUGAUCAUAUAGAGCAUAAAGCCUCAAUUAAGCAACUAACAAAACAGGCUAUAAAUGAUGCACUGGAUGCAGUAAAAAAGAAUAAAAGUGGACCAACCUUUUUUAGAGAUCUUGGUAAUAAAGGUAAUGUUUCAUAUAUGGAAUAUCUGUUUUUGCUAACAGUUAUCACCAAACCCCACACUGGGUUUCAUGUUGCUUUUAAGAUGCUGGAUAUAGAUGGAGAUGAGACUGUUGAUAAAAAGGAAUUCUUUAAGCUUCAGAAGAUUAUUAGUAAACAAGACCUGAGGGGAGCUACAAGUCCUAAAACAGUGUACCAGGAGCCAGAAGAGGAAGAUUCUGGAAUUAAUACCACUCUUCAGGUGUAUUUCUUUGGAAAGGAAGGAAAAAAGAAACUUCAUUAUAAAGAAUUUCGAAGAUUUAUGGAAGAUCUGCAAACAGAGGUACAAGAAAUGGAAUUCCUACAGUUUUCAAAAGGUUUGAACCACAUGAGGAAAGAAGACUUUGCAGAAUGGUUACUCUUUUUCACAGACACUGGGGACAAAGAUGUUUACUGGCAAAAUGUGAGAGAGAGGUUGUCAGCAGGAGAGAAUAUUAGUUUGGAAGAAUUCAAGUCAUUUUGCAAGUUUACAACCCACUUGGAAGACUUCUCAAUCACAAUGGAAAUGUUUAGUUUAGCUCAUCAUCCUGUCAAACUAGCGGAGUUUAAGAGAGCUGUGAAAGUGGCAACAGGCCAGGAGCUCUCAGACAAUAUUUUGGACACCGUCUUCAAGAUCUUUGAUUUAGAUGGAGAUGAUUGCCUUAGCCAUGGAGAGUUUCUUGGGGUCUUAAAGAACAGGAUGCAUCGAGGCUUAUUGGAACCACAGCAGCCAGGCAUGCAAGAAUACUGGAAAUGUGUGAAAAGAGAAAGCAUGAAAGCACUAAAAGAAGUCUGGAAACAAGCUGGAAAAAACUAUUUUUAAAAACAAAAAAACAAAGGUAGUGGGAAUUCCAGUGUUUCAGAUAGCCAGAUAUUAAAUUUUUAAGUGCCUGAUAUUUAUGUUUUUCUUAAGUCCUAUUCAUUAAUGUAUUGGUAAGAGAACUUGCUUCCCAAUUAUAUAAUUUUAUAAGACUAAUCAAGUUUCAUGAAGAAAAUCUUUUUUUUCUUUUACUAGGAAAUCAUAGAAGUUUACAAAAAUGGAUUUUAGACUUGUUAAAUUCUAAUCUAAGAUUAAACUAUGUUUUCUAUUCUCAGGCUUAAGAACAUGAUAUUUGUACUGGCCUCUAAUUUUGUUGAUAACAAUAGUAUAAUUGGGUGAUUGGAAGCAAGAGAAGUACCUGUGGACAUAAAUAUAUGUUUACUAUCACACUCCAAAAACACACAAUCCAGAAUUUAAAAAUUGAGUCAGAAACUCAGUACAAGUUUUCUAGUCUCUAUCUUAGGAAUUUCCUGUAUUUUUAAUUGCUGUUGUGGGUCUGAAUAUGAGUUAUCUUAAUACGUGAUAAAAAAAAUCAGUAUUUGAAUUAGAAUUAUAAUAAAAUAUUUAUCAAAAAUUGUGAA